Hippocampus comes (tiger tail seahorse) is the source of this 1796-nucleotide messenger RNA. It is a transcript of the gene mboat7, whose product is annotated as membrane bound O-acyltransferase domain containing 7. NCBI's taxonomy places the organism in Eukaryota, Metazoa, Chordata, Actinopteri, Syngnathiformes, Syngnathidae. Gene Ontology annotation, cellular component: membrane; mitochondria-associated endoplasmic reticulum membrane contact site. The transcript has 9 exons. Gene Ontology annotation, biological process: lipid modification; phosphatidylinositol biosynthetic process. Bases 158 to 1564 code for a protein of 468 amino acids. The record is from RefSeq and is a predicted model, not a curated record. Gene Ontology annotation, molecular function: lysophospholipid acyltransferase activity.
CGCUUGUGUAAACUGUUAUUACGCUUGCCAUCGAAACUGUUUGGAAUGUUCUACGCCGUCGUGCUGUUAGCAUUGUGAAACGGCUUUUCCCGCCCGGGUGCUGACUUUCACUUCGUUUCGAACCCGUUCAACAAUAUCUGCUUUGUCCAUAGCAACGAUGUCUCCCGAUGAGCUGGUGUACUUGGGAGUCCUAGCAGCCUCCAUCCCGCUUGGAUUCCUUUUCCGUUACCUCAGUCCUCCUGUAAAGCAGGGGGCUGCCAUGCUUCUGGGCCUCUCCAUUACUAUCGCCACCUGUCAAGUGCACACCCUCCACUCGCUCGUGACGGUGAUCGGAACGUGGAUUAUUAUCAAGAGUAGCUGGAGGCUGGCGCCCGCGUUGAGUCUCGCCUGGACUUUUCUCUACCUCCUCUUCUUCCGGCUGGUCACGUGGUUCAGUUUGUCAGCGCCGACACCUUUUGCCAACGCCGUCCAGCUGCUUCUCACUCUCAAGAUGGUGAGCCUGGCCAAUGAGGUACACGGCUUCCACGUGGAGAAGAAGAAGGAAGUGAGCUCCUUCGGCAGGUCUUCGGUCGUUGCUCAUCUGUCUCGGGAGCCGUCGCUGUACGACAUCAUGUCCUACAGCUACUGUUACGUGGGCGUCAUGACAGGCCCAUUUUUUCGCUUCCAAACUUACACCGACUGGCUGGAGCAGCCCAAACCGUUGGCCCUGCCCGGCUGGGUGCCGUGCCUGCAGCGGCUGAAGCUGGUGCCCGUCUACGGUGCGCUCUUCCUGGCUGUAAACUCCGCCUUCCCGCUGGCUUAUGUCCGCACCCACCAGUUCCUGGAUCACAAUUUCUUUUUCAGGUUUUUCUACAUGGUGGCGGUGUUCUUCGCGUUCAGGAUGCGUUUCUACGCCGCCUGGUGCGGCGCAGAGGCCGGAUGCAUCAGCGCCGGUCUGGGCUGCUAUCCAGAACGGGCUCAGUGCAAACCGGGCGGAGGACCCACCGUCCGCUACAGCGUCGACUCAUUGGCCGAGGAGACGUACGACUUUAAGACCAUCCAGAACAUCGACUGCUACAACACGGACUUCUGCGUGAAGGUGCGCCACGGCAUGCGCUACUGGAACAUGACGGUGCAGUGGUGGCUGCACCACUACAUCUACCCCAACGCCCCCUUCAAGUCCUACGCGCUCAGGGCGGGCUGGACCAUGUUCAUCAGCGCCUACUGGCACGGCCUCCAUGCCGGAUACUACCUCUCCUUCCUCACCAUCCCGCUUUGCAUCGCCGCCGAGUCGGCCAUGGAGGCGUCGGUCCGCGCCCGGCUAGGCCCCCGCGGUCAGAAAAUCUUCGACGGGAUCCACUGGUUCCUGAAGAUGCGAGCCUACGAUUACAUGUGCAUGGGCUUUGUGCUGCUCAAAGCCUCCGACACCAUCAGCUACUGGUCGUCCAUCUACUUCGCCGUGCACGUGCUGGCUGUGGGCUGUAUGAUAGUGUGCGGGGUCCUCGAGGGAGCCAGGCGAGGAGACAAGGGGAAGACAGAUAAGUCCAAAAUAACACGUGACGACAAAACUGAAAAACACCACUGAAUGGGAUGUCGCUUGACUCAACUGGAGGGACGGGAGGCGGCGUUUGCUCAAGACUUUUACACAUCACACGUUUCUGGACAUGUUCAUUCUUGCUAUGCGAUACAAGUGACCCAGCUUUGAAUUUUUCCAAGAUACGAGCUGUCGUCGGGCUGAUUUGGGUGGCGGCGAACUCAACUUAGCUCGACUCGACUCACUUCACAACAUAUAUGAGUUUCAUUUAAAAAAAAAAAAA